Molecule: messenger RNA, 731 nt
Organism: Hibiscus syriacus
Lineage: Eukaryota; Viridiplantae; Streptophyta; Magnoliopsida; Malvales; Malvaceae
Product: peptidyl-prolyl cis-trans isomerase-like
Exons: 1
Coding region: 32-553 (173 amino acids)
Biological process (GO): protein peptidyl-prolyl isomerization; protein folding
Cellular component (GO): cytosol; plasma membrane
Molecular function (GO): peptidyl-prolyl cis-trans isomerase activity
Source: RefSeq, a predicted model, not a curated record
GAUCCUACUCUUUUAAAAAUAUCUCAGUAUAAUGGCUCCUAAUCCCAAGGUAUUCUUCGACAUGACGGUCGGUGGUCAGCCGGCCGGUCGAAUUUUGAUGGAGCUCUUCGCUGAUGUCGUUCCUCGCACCGCCGAGAACUUCCGUGCCCUCUGCACCGGGGAGAAAGGCGUCGGGAAAUCUGGCAAACCCCUCCACUACAAGGGUUCAUCUUUCCACCGUGUGAUCCCCAAUUUCAUGUGCCAAGGAGGUGACUUCACCGCUGGAAACGGCACCGGAGGCGAAUCCAUCUACGGAUCCAAGUUCGCCGACGAGAAUUUCAUCAAGAAGCACACCGGUCCCGGUGUUCUCUCAAUGGCUAAUGCCGGACCCGGAACCAACGGAUCUCAGUUCUUCAUCUGCACGGCCAAGACCGAGUGGCUGGACGGAAAGCACGUGGUGUUUGGACAAGUGGUUGAAGGCAUGGACGUUGUUAGAGCCAUCGAGAAAGUUGGGUCCAGCGGUGGAAGGACAUCGAAGCCUGUUGUGAUCGCUGAUUGUGGACAGCUUUGUUAGGAAAGAAAGCGUAAAACUUGGUUGUUUAAACUGUUGUUUGAUGUCUAGAGUUUUUGAUAUCCGUCUUUUCAUGCGUCUGUUUUGUUUCUUUCUGGGUUCGGUGGUUUCCGAGGAGUUGCAAUAUGUAGUUUUUAUGAUGAACUACCAUUAAAUAAGAUACUCUUUCUCAUCAUCAGAU